ACGGGAACGGGAAUGACUUUGAUGCUUUGGAAUGCUGCUCACCCACACAUGCACAGACGCCCACAUAUGUCCCACACAUGUCUCAAACAUUCGAUUACACAUAAAGAUACCCAUUGUUCGUGAUACUUCAGAUCGGUCACAUCCACCCAUUCCAUUUAAAGACGAGCUUGCAUGAAUAAGGCUAAGUGAUUCACUGAAUGCUGUUUAAAUUGGCAAGAGCGAAGAACCUCUUCAACCUAAUUCCCUUUAGGGUGGAAAAGCGGCUAAACCUUCUUACAGCACAUUGUGUCAGCUUAUUAGUAAAACCCGUACAAUGACAUAAUUCAUCAUCUACAAUUUCUAAAUCAGUUUCAGGUUUGUGGCCUCCACCUUGCUGUGUCACUGUUUCAAAAAGGAGAUGAGGGAAGGUGUUAGACUCAAUAUUAAUGCGAGUAUUAACAUUACAGUACUGUUGUGUUCUAAAGUUGUAGGUACAUUGUUAUUAUGACUACUAACAACUUUUAAUGCAUUAAUAUAUCUUUAGGCUGAAAAUUAGUUUUUAUUAUUCAUUUUAUACAAUUAUUAAUGGGUCUUGAAUGAGAUGUUUAAAACCAACAUAUAUCUCCAUCGUCAACUUCCUCGUUCUGGUCUCCACUACAUAUUAAUAUACACAUCAUAUGUGCUAUUUCUGCAUUAUGACUUCUCAGUUACUAAUUUGAAAUAUAGUUCUAUAUAGUCCUGUAUUUUAGAGUUUGCUCUAUGGUGGAGUUUACCGGCUUAAACUGCCAAGUAUAUUUAUAUAAUAUGAAUACUUUUAUAUCUUGAAAUGUUGAUCUAUUUCAUCAUAGUUUCUCAUCUUUAACAUCUCUGGUGCUCUACUGAAGUGGCGUCACAAACUUCCUGCGAUUUGAAUUCCUCGUAAGUUUGUUGUUUUUCGUCGACUUCUCUUGUAUCCAAGCAAUGUGUUUUCCUUGACUGGUUGCCCAGUUACUUCUUUAUGACGUCAAGACAUAGUCACGCCCCUCCUAAAAGAAUCAUACGCUUCUCCACGUUAACAUCUUUUAAGGUGGCGCAGAUAUUAGACUUUUGGUAUACGUGUUUCCCCAACCAAACAAACCUCGUUUGCGCUUUUAGAUUGCAUCAGAGUGAUUGUGAAGUGAGAAAUUCAUAGAAUAUUUUGAAAAGCCCAUACAGAAUCAAAUAAAGCAUGUGAUUUUGGGCCUCCACCUUAAAACACAUGCUGACGUCGCAAGCCGCAAAGUCUCCACCCCUUCUGUGAGCAGCUUUGUUAAAGAGGUGUUAUACUUGAACUCCAGCUCUCGAAUGCUGUCACACGGAGUAGUUUCGGAAAGCAGGAGCACUGGAAUAGACUUGGGAUUUAACCCGGCGUCUGCUCUGGGACGGCUGAUUCAUUAAACCAAGCGUACCGGCUGUUGCAGACACAUCCUAGUGGAGUGUUUUUUUGUUUUGUUUUUUGGUGGACAAAUCUAAACUACAUUCAAUUUUUCUCUAUACAUGCCAAAACUAGGCAACCUUGUGGAGGAUUCUGAGACAUUGUCGCGAAACUUUGAAGUUUUCGCCACAAUAAUUGGCUAUCGAAUGGACCAGCAUCCGAGCGCCCGGAGCUGCAGCAGUCGCGGAGCUGCGCCGUCCUGCGAGAGCGUCUCCGGCGAGCCCCCCAUGAAUUUGUACAUCCACUCCACCACCGGCACACGCAUCGAGAUCUCCCUUCCCGCAGAAGAGACCGUGGAAGGGCUAAAGCGAAGACUCUCUCAAAGACUGAAAGUACCCAAAGAAAGACUCGCGCUGCUACACAAAGAAACACGAUUGAGUUCAGGAAAACUUCAAGAUUUGGGAAUAACGGAUGGGAGCAAGUUAACGCUGGUUCCAACAGUUGAAGCAGGCCUAAUGUCUCAAGCAUCAAGACCUGAGCAGUCAGUAAUGCAGGCGCUGGAGAGCUUGACGGAAACGCAGGUCAGCGACUUCCUGUCGGGACGGUCUCCUUUAACACUGGCUCUUCGAGUAGGCGAUCAUAUGAUGUUUGUCCAACUGCAGUUGGCAGCUCAGCACUCUGGCGGCCCACAGUUACAGCAUCGACAUCUCAUAUCACGUGGGAGUUCAGAGGGCACGACAGGACAGCAUGCAGCCUCAGGCUCUGCCUCUGGGAUGGCAAGGGUUUCACACAGCCCUCAACAACAUCACUCACACCCACAUCCUACUCAUCCAAACACAACGCUUCCAUCCAACCCAGCGGUGUUCCCACCUUCCCCCUCUAUCCCAUCUAUUCCUCCCAUGUACCCCACCUCAGCCCCAGGGCACUGUAGCCCUCCACCACACCCCUCUCAACUCCCAGGAAGUUUUCUUCACUCCCAUCAGCCAUCUUCAGCCUGUCCCACCUCUCCAAGCAGCCCUAGCCCUGCAGCUUCAUGUCCAGAGGCCAGCUGCCCAGCAAAGACAUCUGGCAAUUGUAACACUCCCUCAAGAUCCCGCAAACCAGGGGCUAUCAUCGAAAGUUUUGUGAACCAUGCUCCUGGAGUUUUUUCUGGGACAUUUUCAGGCACUUUGCAUCCCAACUGUCAGGACAGCACCGGACGUCCUAGGCGAGACAUAGGCACCAUCCUUCAAAUCUUGAAUGACCUUUUAAGUGCCACUCGGCAUUACCAGGGCAUGCCACCGUCGCUCACACAGCUCCGCUACCAGACCCAUUGCAACAGCCCCAGCUCGCCCACACCGUCGCCACCGCCUUCACCUCCCCACACCCCCAGACUAAGCACCCUGCCUACCACAGUGCCCUCUGAGACCCAGCCCACCCUCCACCCACUGGUGCAGUGCCAGAGCCAGAUACGCAUGUGCAAGCCUCCUGGUGACCGAUUGCGUCAGACAGAGAACCGAGCAACGCGCUGCAAAGUGGAGCGACUGCAGUUGCUCAUGCAGCAGAAGCGCCUGCGCAGGAAGGCCCGGCGAGACUCCCGCGCCCCGUACCAUUGGCUCCCCAACCGGAAGGCUGGGCGCAGCAACAGUAACAGCAGUAUGUCUAGCGAAGGCUCCCUGGAUCUGGACUUUGAAGACUCUGUGUGGAAGCCAGACGUCAAAGCUGAUAUGAAAUCAGAAUUCAUCAUGGCCUGAAGCAACAACGGUUGUGCCAUCUUCAUCGAGGAAGACUGGGGUUUACAUUUUUACUGAGGAAACUUUCUGAAGACUGUGUCCAAAGCUGCACAUUCAGAAUCUCGUAGGCAUCUCUCCUCAUCAAUUCUGUGACCACGAAGACUUUACACAAAGGAAGAGUCACAGACUUUUACUUACCUUUCAUCCUUGAUAGACUUUGAUCUUGGAAUAGACUAAAUUUUCAAAUGACGAUGUUUGGAUAUGGAUUGGACUGACAAAUAGACAGAAUUUGGACUCCGAACGUCCAAUAAGUAAACACAAAUGAGCAUAGCAGACGUCAUUGGUGUUGGGAUUUGUUCUUCUCUUUACUUUUUUUUUAUUUCAAGGGGGAAGAGCCAUACAGGCCAAAUACAGGCACGAUGAACUAACAAAAAUCAGAAACUGAAGCUACUUCCUCCUUUUUUUUUCAUUACAAAUGGGCAUUCACAGUUCAAGAAUCAUUUGAAGGGGGUUAUCUUUGUUUUUAAGUCCUGUUUUUCUUGAAUCAUGAUGAUUUAUGAUACAAAAUAUGUAGCAUUACCCACAAAGCAUUCAGGUUUUCUAUCUUGUAGAUGAGGAGGGUUCAUUUGCACACACACCCGUGAUUUGAAAUAGACAAAUAAUAUCAUGACAUAACCAAGAGAUGGCACAGUGCAUGUUUAGUAUAAAUAUAUUUACACAAAAAAAUGCUUUCUCAACAACAGCUCACGCGACUAAAGUCAGAGGUUCAAGUAGGAAACUAAAACAUGAAACGAAACGAAAAUAAGCAAGAUGCAAGGCUUGUGAAGUAGGUUGUUUUUAGAAUAUAUAAAAAAUGGCUUUUCUUUUUUACCUCCGUGUAAACAUACAAACCAACCAAAUGUAAAACAGCAAUUGCUAAGGAAGGCUGUGAGAUGAAUCUGAUGUUAUAUAAUCAUUUAAAUACACACUGUAUCUCUCCUGUUACUGUUUAAAUGUGUAUAAUAGAGAGAGUGGUGGGGUGCCAGAGGAAUAGUUUACAAUUGUGCAUUAUAAUGGCAAAUGUGCACUCUGCCAAAGUGGAAUCUCUCAUUUAUGCAUUUGACUAAAACAAACCGCCAUUCAAGGGUGUUAUCCCAGCAACCACUUACAUUUGUGAUACAAUUUUAAUAAGACUACCAAUAUUUAGUCGUCCAUUUGGCCAGACUUCUUUGCAGAUUCCCAUGUAAACAUCCAGACCGGAGUGUAUCCUCCACUCUCGAUAGUGCCUCAUACCCUCAUACGUAGAUGCACUGACAUAUUCUAUCAGGCGUUCCACAGACAGACGGUUCUGCUGCUAUAUGGGACUUCUCUUUGCAUGCAAAAGUGUGAUCUAUCCUGAUCCUUUUUAUAGAAGAAAAUAAUAACAACAAUACUGAGAUACUGGUGCUGAAAAGAAAAGAUAUACAAGCAUGAAUUUUUGAAAAUGGAAAGAAAAAAAAUGCUCCAGCUACUUGGGAUUUUCGAAUUAGGUACGUGAUGUUACAUAUCAGUCGCAAACCAAAACAGGACUGGAAUUCUACUGUACAUGGAUCAUUCCUGGACUAAAUAAGGAACAAUGGAACAUAUUCUACUCCCAACAUCCAAGGGAUCCUCAGAGCAAACCCCAAACACUCCCAUCAGACUAACAGGGAUGUUAGCAACCAACGUUUGCCCCUAAUGACUUCUUGGAAAUAAACGUGAAAAUGUCCUGAACCACACUGAUGUUGCACUCACUGAGUUUGCAAUGAGAUUACCUACCUGAAGGGGAACAUUGUCUAUUCCUUUUUUUUUCUGUUCAAGUGGCCUUAACAUUCAUCAUCCAAACACUUGCAGAGUGGUGGACAACAUAGGGAUGUUUUUUUUUUUUCUUUUUUGUCCAGUGUUUUUGUUAAAGCAUCAAUUUUUCGGGGGCAGUUUUUGUGUUUAGGAGGUGGAGGCUCUAUUAUGUCAAGGCUUCAGUGCCUUAAAGUUUUGCCCCUUCGGUGUGUACGAAGAAAAAAAAUCUGAACAAAUUAAUUCGCAUUUAUGCAGGUUUUUAUCAAUUUAUAGGAGCUGUGGUAGAAUAUUGUGUGUUUUAUGGUUUCAUUGUUACAAGUCACGACCUGGAGUUCAAACAGGUUCCAUCAGUGUGUUCCAUUGUUUGUUUGAUUACGUUCCUUGAACCCUACUGUCCUACAAAGAAGCAACAAAUUUACAAAUUUAAUUGAAAAAAAAAGUUUCAACUGCAGUGCUAUAGCAACAAAGUGCCCUAACUCUCAAUUGAGAUGUCCUUUAAGGACACAAUGACAACAUGCACUUCCCUUCUUCUCAAAUAAACGACUUCAAUGGAUGAUUUCUCCCUCUCCCCUGAGAAAAUCAUGGUUUAAUUUUUAUAUAUGUAUGAAAUAUACUCUGUGUGUGCCUCACCUAUAUGUAAAGUGGUAAAAAAAAAAAAAAAAAGUAAAAAAUUAAAAAAAGCAUAGGAGAUGAUCUGAGUUUUAGGAUUGGGUAAUUGAAUAAGGGUGGAGGGAGGGAACGGGGGGAAUUUUCAAUAGUUUGUUGGAGUUCUGAUCACAUCAUUUAAGUUGCCUGUUCUUUCUUGUAGCCAAUGAAAACUGAUUACAAGAGUCGAGAAAAAAAAAACAAUUUACUAUGUUCUAGCUAUAGACCGGUGUAGCACAUAUGUGACUGUAUUAAUUUAUGAAACCAAAAUGGUAACUGUGAAUUAUGUAUUUCUUUGUGCUUUUUUUAAAGUGGGCAGAAGGCAGAAAAGGGCGUUGCUGUGCCCUGUUUUGUUUUUGUGGAACAUAAUGAAAAUAAUCAAGUAAAAAAAAAAAAGGAAAAUAUCUAAAUAUAUUUUUUUUCUUAAGCAAUACAUUUCAGUGUGACUUGUGAUAGGACAUUUUCUUUUUUUUAGGUAAUAAAUUGAAAGAAAAAAGUU
Molecule: messenger RNA, 6022 nt
Organism: Carassius gibelio (silver crucian carp)
Lineage: Eukaryota; Metazoa; Chordata; Actinopteri; Cypriniformes; Cyprinidae
Product: midnolin-like
Exons: 8
Coding region: 1495-3105 (536 amino acids)
Cellular component (GO): nucleus
Molecular function (GO): protein binding
Source: RefSeq, a predicted model, not a curated record